Messenger RNA from Phragmites australis (common reed), 794 nucleotides. RefSeq lists its product as uncharacterized. NCBI's taxonomy places the organism in Eukaryota, Viridiplantae, Streptophyta, Magnoliopsida, Poales, Poaceae. Bases 186 to 620 code for a protein of 144 amino acids. The transcript has a single exon. The record is from RefSeq and is a predicted model, not a curated record.
ACUGGAAGACGAGAACGCGAUAUGAGGGAGGCACUUACUUGUGCGUCUCUAUAAGCCCACGUCUAGCUCCUCGUCACUUGGUACUUGCAUUGCACAGCAUCCUUAUCUCACUACACAUCACCUAGCUCCAAACUGCCUAGCUCUCCGGAACUCUCUUCUCCCACAAAGCACAAACCUCACCUGCAAUGGCGUCCCAAGCCAUCGAGAGCCACCGUGCCGGCGCCGACGUCGUCCGUGGGGAUGCGGCAGCGUGCAAGAAGGCAGCGGUCGAGUUGCUCGGCGACAUCGGCCUCCCCAAGGGCCUCUUCCCUCUGGACGACAUGCAGGAGUUCGGCUACAACCGUGAGGCCGGGUUCAUGUGGCUCGUCCAAGGGAAGAAGAAGGUGGAGCACACGUUCAAGAAGAUCAAGCAGGCGGUGUCGUACGCCGGUGAGGUGACGGCGUUCGUGGAGAAAGGCAAGCUGAAGAAAAUCGCGGGGGUGAAGACCAAGGAGCUCAUGCUGUGGCUCAGCGUCGUGGAAGUGUACGUCGACGAGUCGGCUCCUGGGAAGGUCACCUUCAAGACUGGCACUGGACUGUCCGAUAGUUUUGAUGCAACUGCGUUUGACCUUGGCAUGUGAGAUGGAAGCUGCCCGUACUGCCUUUUUUAAUACUCCGGUGAACACAUGUUUCAAGUUUUGAGUAAAGUUCUCUGAUCAUUUGUUUCGCAAUCUAAGUAAACAUUUGAAAUCAUCAUGUUCCAUGCAUCAACAUUUGGAGCUUAUAGGAACUGAGCCUGCCUAUCUCGGUUAAGA